GCAAUCACUUCGUGUCUGGGUUUUCUUUGAACAGGUCUUCCGUACCAGCCUCGGAUUGCCCUGAGGUUUGCUUGCACUGAUAUUCUUCUUCCGCUAUUUAACGAAGGAAGACGUACUGUAGUGCUUGGAUGCAGUGGAGUCGUUUCUUAGAUUGUUGGAGACCCAAACAGGUAAUUUAUUCGAGCUGUCAUAUUUUACUUUUUUCACGCCUUUGCAUGGCAACCGAACUUCUGUGUUAUGUAGGCUCACUCCAUUCAAUAGAACUGAGCGUAGCGUUAUUUGAACUAUUAUCCUUUGUCCUGGCAUUAUUCAACUGAACUGCUCUGUGCAUUUGAAAGUAGAAAAUUUGCGCCCUGGUUUGUGUUUUGUGGCAAGAUAACAGCUUGAGAUCUCACAAAAUUGAUAUUUCUGCUGUGAUCCACCCCCUUCAUAUAAUUUAAUAUUUUUUCUUCACCAACUUCAGUAACACAACUGGCACGAGGAAGUUUGAGAUCUCGAAAAUGCUUCAGUACUCGUUGUGGAUCUUAGGACUAAAAUUUACUAAACGGGUCAGAUAAAAAGAAUUGUUCUCCAAGUUUUCUUAAAAUGUUUGCUAAAUUUUGUGACCGAGGCUGUGAAUGGCAACAGAAUUUGUCACUACAUUUGGCGCCACUCGACUCCUGGUACGAUGCGACGGCAUGUGCCGUUGAGUAAACUUGCGAACUUUAUUAUUCACAGUUUUGUAAGCUUACAAGAAGUGAUAAUUUGAGUUUUGUUUCCAUGUACCGUUUUAAGAAAUUGGAUUUUUCACUCCUAAAAUACCAUGUCAUCUUCUUUGGUGUUAAAAUUGUUACUGCCAAUGCUCAGCUGCAUCGAACGUACGAAUGCCGAUUGUGUUUACUGUGGGACUAAAUCUGUUUAUAACUGUGUAAAUAAAUUGUAAAAUCUUUUUCAUCGAUAUGCGUACACUGUAGUAAGUCAUACAAUGAUUAGUGUGUGACAAUGGAAAAAGAGAAAAUGUUGAAGUGCUUUUCUACACCCUUCCUACGCCCGCUCUGUGCGUGACAAGUACGGCUUGCGGGUCAAAAAAUAUUCUUCUCUGUGUAUCUUCAUAGUCUAUUUCUGUCCGGGUAUGUUAAUAUAAAUAUUGAAGCAUGAACAGAGAAACGCUGAUAUUGUCAUAGAUUUAAAUGUUAAAGUGUAAUUUGACAUUCUUUACCCAGAGCGUGCUUCUUGUGGCUUGGAACUCUUUCUCUGGUGUUCACAGAAACGGGUUAUAAAUCACACAAAAGCCAGGAGCUUGGCUUUUUCAAACCAUAGCGCUCCUUGAAAAUGCCGCGAGGGGCAGUUUUGCUUGCUCUCUUUGGGCUUAUCAUAGGUAAGUAUAUUAUCGCUUCCCUUUAUUUAUUAUUCACCGCGCGGGUUAUUUGUGUGAUAAUUCCUUUUGUAAUGGUAUCUAAGGGUAUUAAAGUUGUCUGGAUAUAAACACAUGAAGUUUUCAUGGAAAGGAAACGAUUUUAACAUUUUGACACGUCCACCAAAUUUGAUUUUUACGGUUCUGUUUAGUGCUUGUUUGUUCGCAGCAACAGUGGUAAAUCUACGCCUUUCAUAAUCCAUAAUAUCGCAAGCAACCAAAUGAUGUCUUAUAGCUUGUUUUUUAUUUAUAGUUAAAUAAAAAAGCAGGGUCGAAAACCCGAAGUCGGUUAUGUCAUCGUUGUGAACCUGAUAGGGAAUUGAUUUCGCGCGCUUGUGUAACGAGUUUUCCCUGUUAGAGACGGAAACGCCUUUCACACGCUCCCAAAUUUCUUCACUUUUUCACUCAACGUGGGUAGAUGUAUGGCGGCGGCUGGUGUCGUAACGCCUUGCCCAAGUGGAAUUAAACGUGGUUUUUAUCCGUAGAAAAAUAAUAUUUGCAGGUUAUCAUGCAGUUAAGAGAAAAAAAAAUAUAAACAGAAUAAUAUAAUUGGGUGAGCUUUGCGUGUUAUAAAAAAGCGGUUUGCAGCUGUGAUAAAAGAGCAAGCGCUUUUCCUGGCUUUUGAUAUACUGUUCUGUUUGGAGUGCAGGGCGACAAUUUUUUGUUAAUGAACUUCUUCUUCAUAAAAACAAAAUUCUUAUACUGGCCUUUGAAGUGGUGCACUCACGUUAUGAAGUCAACGAUUUGCAUUUCAAGUGAUAUUUUUUAUCAUAAAUUUAUCGUCCAAACCUAGGAAUUUACAGGCGCGUUUGGUCAAUUGUUUGCGCUCGGAUUUGCGCGAUGUUUACUUAUAAAUAAGUCAAUGUUUUUUUUUUAGGUAAUCAUUUUUUUCUUUGACCUCUUAAGCUCCAAAAAAUGAGAGGGGAAAUUAGCAUACAUUUUUUAAAAGAAGGAAGCGCAGUUGACGAAUUUGAGCUGAGGUCGCUGAGUAGUCAGAUGGCUGCAGACAGAGGAAGUGCCGUAUUUAAAGCUCCGCAUACUUUGCAUUCCAAAUUUUCUCGGAAACUUUAGAUUACAACGGCAAAAUGUAAAUAGUUGUUUUUACUUGCUGAUACCUUUCUUCCUUGAGCAACGGUCGGGGGUAGGGCGGGGAGUCGCGAAAUCGAGGCCUCUCAGCUGAACUCUUGACACACCUGAGUGAAAGUUUGCCGCCAUUGUUUGAAACCCUUUCGUGGCCGGUAUUCGAAAGAGCUAGAAUAUCUUACGGUAAGCUUUAAUGUCUUUUAUGAACGUGAUAUUUGGUUAAGUGGUUGAUAUGGUGUUUCUUUUCUUGAUAAGCUUAAUUUCCUUUUUUUUAAUGGCGGUCUUGUAAUGUCGUUCUUGCUAUUUGAGCAAAUGAGCCUUUUAAUGUACGACGUCCGUAAUAAUCUCGCUCCUGAUAACAUUAAGAAUAUGUUCACGAAACUGUCCUCUGUCCACAGUUACCGGACUAGAUCUGUUACUAAUAAAAAUUACCAUAUGUUCAACAAGUUAGAGCUGAAAAUAUGAAGCGAGCCUUCUCUAUUUCCGGUGCUUUGAUUUGGAACAGUAUUUCACUUUCUAUCAAAACACUUAAAAAAAAAUCAAUUCAGAAGGCAACUAAAGGGAAAAUUCUUUGAAAUACUGGAAAAAGAGGACGACUAUAUUAGAGUUUCUGAUAUUACAGUAAAAUUCUAAAAUAACAUAGUGUACUUCCGUAUUAUUUUAAGUACAGUCUGCUUUCCUGUCUCACUCCGGCUAUAAACCACACGACAAACUAGAUUGCUUCUAGGAUUGUUCGUUUAAUUAUAUAAAUAUCUAUUUAUAGAAUUUUCUUAUUUCUCUUGUACCCGCCUCGAAUAGCCUUUGCUAACUGCGGGCUCAAGCUUUGUAAGCUAUACGUAAUUUGAAUAAACUUGUUGUUGUUAUGUCAAAUGAGCAGGAUCUUCGGCCUUGAAGCUUCUUGUAUCUUUACACUUAAUUUAUAACAGAUGUGAUUCAGUUCGGGGAACAGGCAAGAGUUAUUCAUUGAGAUUAAAUUUAAUCAUAUUUUUUAGGCGUUUUCUGACACAUAUUGCUGCCCUGUAACACGUGAAUGCAGAAAUAUAAGUGUAUAAGCUUAACCCUUUUCAGGGUUAUAUGCUUUUGGUGAAUGGAAUAGAUUUCUUUAAUAGCUCUUAUUUUUUGUUUUCCCAGUGCAGGUCAUGUGACAAUACUUUAGAGAAUUGUUUCUUUCAAAUUUUGUCUUAUUCUCGUGCAUAAGUACGCAUAAUUUAUGAAAUGAGUUGAAUAGACUUUAUCUUGUGUGUUUCGUUUUCCCAAUGAAUGAAUUAAUGUCCCAAGAGAGCCGAAAGAGCAACCCACAGUUCAUCAAACACUAUCCUGCUUGUUUCAUCAACCAUGCCAGACUUAAUGAGAGUACAAUGUACAUACGAUUUUAAUUAACCAUAUGUAUCAAGUUUUUUGUUAGGACCUUGAUAAUGUGGGUUCAGCUAGACUAGCCAAUGCUACUUAGGUGCGAAUUGAGUCACAGACAGACUUGUAUUCUAGUGGGUCUCUUGGGACACUUUUGUAAAUUUUUCAUGAUUUUCAGCAAGAAGUAAGUUAAAAACAAAACAGCAAUAAUUGUAAUAACAAAGUGUGAAGAUGUGCCAGAGCAGAAUUGUAGUUGAUCAUUGAAAGUUUAUUUGUAACAACUCUGACUUUGGGGAGGUCUCUUAGUAGUACCUUUAGUCAUUUUCUAUCUUAUUGUCAGUAAGGUCAAUAAGCGAACUAACAGCAUAACUUGUUCAAAUGGUUCAGUCAACAAGAAGCAGAUAGGGCAGUUAAAGAAAAUAAUGACUAAUUUUCUUCUUGCCCACUUCAGUUUUUUUAAAAGGGAGAGGAUGGUUGGCAGAGGUGGGUGCUAAUUGGGUUAUUCCAGAAAAAAUCCCGCCCCCCCCCCCAAUGGAAGGCACAUUCUUUAACCCCCCCCCCCCCACCUGGAUUUCCAAAACUGCUUGAGCCCCCCCCCCCACCCAUCUGGUUUUCCAUAAAAUUGUUAGAUACUGUAAUUUUAAUUUUCACAUAAUGCAGAAGAUUCUUGUAGGCAUUUAGUGGAUCUUUUUAUUACAGUCAAAACAGGUCAAGCGUACCCCCCAAGAUUCUAUUAAUGAAUUGAUUAUUUGAUAAAUGAAUGCAUUAUUUCCAUAAAAUUGUUAGAUACUGUAAUUUUAAUUUUCACAUAAUGCAGAAGAUUCUUGUAUGCAUUUAGUGGAUCUUUUUAUUACAGUCAAAACAGGUCAAGCGUACCCCCCAAGAUUCUAUUAAUGAAUUGAUUAUUUGAAAAAUGAAUGCGUUAGUCGUUCCUGUAACUAAUCAAAUUCAAAUCGGAAUUACUGCAUGCGUAAUGAGCAGUAAAUAAUUUACGAGAACUUGUCUGUAUUUGGUCAGAUUGAAAAUCUUUGAAUCAAUUAAAAUUCUUUGAAGACAUUUACAUCAAAUUCAGGGAAACUGAGCUGGUAGAAAUUUUGUGACUGAAUCGUGUGUGAAUUCAUGGCUCAUUACUCAUGCAAGAAUCUAGAGACGAAUCUGAAAUCUACAACUGCCUACGGACUUAACUUUCAAAUAAUAAAUUCAUUAAUGGAAUUUUGGGGGGUACGCUUGACCUGGCUUGACUGUAAAUAAGUCUCAAUUCUCCAUGAAUUCUGUGUUUGUUGUGAAAGUUAACUAUAUUUUCACAAUUAUCUUCUUAAAGAGGGGGCGUUGGGUUUUCGAGUUUUCAGUUUUGGCCAUUCUUUAGGUUGGUUUUUCAGUUUUUGCACUGAAAAACAUCGCUUUUUCGGUUUUGUUGUCUAUUGUGGUUUCCGGUAUUUUUUCAUUUUUUAGCGUCUGGUUGUCUUUUUUUUUUUAGCAAGAAUAGGGCAGGUUAGAUUCCUCUGUUUGUCUCUGUGCAGUCACACGUUAGGCUAUUUUAUAAUGUGCUUCUAUUUUACAGUCAAUAGAGGCCAAACUGUAAUGUGGGAUUCUGGAGUUUUGAUUGAGGCUUACACCUAUAGGAGAGCUUUUUGCAAAUGCAAAAUUUCCCUCAUUGGUAGUCCUUACACUAGAGCCUAAAUGAGCUAAGAAAUAUUUCAAGACAAGUAAAUUUUAAGGACUUCAAGUAAAAUAAAGCUUCACACACAAUCAAUUCUUUUAUACUUCAGGCUAACUUAAGGCUAUUUUCCCGUGCAACAUAAUUAAGAUUGAUUGACAUGUUUUGCCUUUCUCAAAGCUUAGUCGGUGACAGUCGGUGAACUGUCGGAUGACAGUCUACUAACACAUGCCUGACAGAUUUUUCGUGGAACUGUUAUUCAAUUUUACCGUUUGGUACCCAUGUUCCACAUAUCAUUAAUGUUUGAGAUCUAGACCAGGGUUUUGAAAAUUGAGCUGUAUAAAUCUUCAGUUAUGAUGGUUUUGUAUUUGGUUUUCAGUGGGGAUCAACAUCUAUCGCGGUUUUUUGGGUUUGGGUAAUUUUUAGAGCGGUUUUCCUUUUUUUUUUUUAUAGAUGUUAUGGGUUAAAAUUUUCUGUUGGUUUGACUUUUUAAAACUAGUUUGUAUUUUAAAACCAGUUUAAAUUUUUCAAACUAGGUUAAAAUUUCCAAACCAGUUUAAUUUUUUAAACUGGUCAACCUUUUGAGUGAAGGCGGGGUUAAUGCAAAUCGUAAUGUAACGUGUUCACCCAGCUUGGCNUAAUAAAUUCAUUAAUGGAAUUUUGGGGGGUACGCUUGACCUGGCUUGACUGUAAAUAAGUCUCAAUUCUCCAUGAAUUCUGUGUUUGUUGUGAAAGUUAACUAUAUUUUCACAAUUAUCUUCUUAAAGAGGGGGCGUUGGGUUUUCGAGUUUUCAGUUUUGGCCAUUCUUUAGGUUGGGUUUUCAGUUUUUGCACUGAAAAACAUCGCUUUUUCGGUUUUGUUGUCUAUUGUGGUUUCCGGUAUUUUUUCAUUUUUUAGCAUCUGGUUGUCUUUUUUUUUUUAGCAAGAAUAGGGCAGGUUAGAUUCCUCUGUUUGUCUCUGUGCAGUCACAUGUUAGGCUAUUUUAUAAUGUGCUUCUAUUUUACAGUCAAUAGAGGCCAAACUGUAAUGUGGGAUUCUGGAGUUUUGAUUGAGGCUUACACCUAUAGGAGAGCUUUUUGCAAAUGCAAAAUUUCCCUCAUUGGUAGUCCUUACACUAGAGCCUAAAUGAGCUAAGAAAUAUUUCAAGACAAGUAAAUUUUAAGGACUUCAAGUAAAAUAAAGCUUCACACACAAUCAAUUCUUUUAUACUUCAGGCUAACUUAAGGCUAUUUUCCCGUACAACAUAAUUAAGAUUGAUUGACAUGUUUUGCCUUUCUCAAAGCUUAGUCGGUGACAGUUGGUGAACUGUCGGAUGACAGUCUACUAACACAUGGCUGACAGAUUUUUCGUGGAACUGUUCUUCAAUUUUACCGUUUGGUACCCAUGUUCCACAUAUCAUUAAUGUUUGAGAUCUAGACCAGGGUUUUGAAAAUUGAGCUGUAUAAAUCUUCAGUUAUGAUGGUUUUGUAUUUGGUUUUCAGUGGGGAUCAACAUCUUUUGCGGUUUUUUGGGUUUGGGUAAUUUUUAGAGCGGUUUUCCUUUUUUUUUUUAUAGAUGUUAUGGGUUAAAAUUUUCUGUUGGUUUGACUUUUUAAAACUAGUUUGUAUUUUAAAACCAGUUUAAAUUUUUCAAACUAGGUUAAAAUUUCCAAACCAGUUUAAUUUUUUAAACUGGUCAACCUUUUGAGUGAAGGCGGGGUUAAUGCAAAUCGUAAUGUAACGUGUUCGCCCAGCUUGGCUGAGAAUGACUCUAUACUGCUCAAGAAUAGCGAAGGAAAUCACAAAUAAAAAACAGGACCUUUUGAGUAUGUGUAAGUAAACAUGUGUUUCCUAUGAAGUCCACUAAGAUGAUUGAUGGGACAGAAAAAGCCAAAAUUCCUUCGAAUUUUGCAAAAUGCACAGUGUGAUAGAACGAAUUUCGCUGUAAUUGAGGCAGGCCCCAUUUUUAGGUUGGAUGCUUGAUUAAAUAAAUACAGUAUUUCAAGUUGGCAUGCGGUUCAACAUCUAAGAUAAUUUUUAUAGCUGUCUGUAGUGGACUGCUACGUGACAGUGUUUGGACUAAAUGCCCUAAAUUUUAUUGACUACUUUGAGUAUUGUAGAAGUAAAAACUUGAGCUCAGCCAACCAUCCAUACAGUGCUUCUGAUAGGUUGCGGAAAAAAAAGCCAAAUUUUGCGGGAUUUUGAGAGAUUCUUGGAAAAAUCGACCAGUUUGGUGGGAAUUUCGUGGAAAUUUUCGGGGCUACAUUCGCCAUAAAACAAUCGGUAAAUAAUAGCCGAUUUUGUGGGAAUUUCUGGGCAAAUUUCGCUAGAAAUGGAUCGAUUUUGCACUGAUUUCACAAGCAUGUUUAAUGUUUUUGCAUUGACAAGGAGAUGUUUCCCACUUCAGUCUUUGGCUGUUUUGUGUGUUUGUGAGCAGCCUGCGCAUGUUCCGAGGCAAGAAAUCGAGAAAAUAGGUUGUCGGUGUUGUUGGUGAGUCUGUUCAAAAUCUGCGCCAUUUUGAAAUGUCACAAUAGUUUGUUUGCGUCACAAUAGUAUUGAUCAUGUCAUCUAGAUAUGUUUCGUCCAUGUUGUCAAAACAGUGGAAAACGAUGAAUAUUCAUUGGACGAAGAGAAUCAGAGUCAUUCCGAUUCCGGUUCUUUAUUUUGAUGAACACCUGGUUUUAGUUAUUUUUAAUGGGGUCAAUAAAUCUCCAGGCUUUUUUCCAAGUCUCCAGGUUUUUUGGACCUUGAUCUCCAGGUUAUUGGUCUUUUGGGCUUGAGAGGUCUGCAUGUUCUUCCCUCUCAAUGUUGGUUUUUGCGAGUUGGCUUGCCAGAAGCAACAAAAUCAACACUGGGGGUGAAGGAGUACAACUUUUUGUCAGAAUAUGGGUACAGCACGGGGUGUCCCAACUUAAGGUGACUAGGAUUGUAGGUUCUGUUUCUUUUUUCUCCUAUGAAAAUAGCUAGGGGUCAUGCUCAUACUAGCCAUGGGUGAAUCCCUAGCCCCCGGCCUGGAAAAAAAAAAAAACAACUUUAUUUGAUUGUCAAUGUAUUUAGCACGAAAGUGCUAAUUGGGGACACUAUUUUUACGUCUCCUAAUGGAGACGGGACCGCCAUUUUACAUGGUCAUCCGAGCCACGCGAAGGUCUCGCCGCUUGCAGUGCAAAGGAAUUACCUUCAUUUCUCAGUCAUUUUAAGACCCUGAGUAAUGGUCCGGCCCCGGGAAUCGAACCCGCGACCACCCGCUCUGCAGUCAAACGCUCUACCGACUGAGCUAAUCCUGCCACGGUUAAAGUGUCAGCCCUUAGAGCUUGAACUCGACAUCUAAUUGGUUUGGAACUACAAUAGUCCAUGCAUGACUCUUUAAAAAGUGUUUUAAAAAUAUCUACCUUAACAAAGUCGCCACAGGUCAGGAAAUGGUCAGAGAAAAAAAAAUUCUUCAAGGUCAGGUAGAGUGAGGGAAAUUCUCUUGGAGUCAGGGAAAAUUUAAUUCGUAAAAGUUGAACGACAAGGGGAUGUUGGGUUUUCAAGAAAAUCAAUCCUUUUUGCCAUAAUUUGUUAUGCUAAGGAACUUUCAAUUCAUGUACAUUACACUGCAUUUGACGUGCUGAAACCAUAAAUAAAUGGGUGGAGAGGAUCAUGGCUGCAUGUGAGGGGAGGUUUGAGUCCAUUAUUUCGACUAAUAUUGGUCAGGGAAAUGUCAAAGAAAAGGUAGGGAAUUUCAGAAACCUGUGGCUGUGGUAACCAAUUGCUUGAGAAGACAUAUGUACCUGUAUGUUAUUGCUAUGUUUGACCAACACAGUUAAAUGUAUGUACCGUUGUAUACUCAUUUUGCAGCUAUGCAUCAACUUGUAUGUACGUGAUUUUAUAAUUUAUCCCACAAAUUAAGUUCUGUUCUUCAUCUCAGUGAACUCCUACAUAUCUGUCUGUUUGAAACAACAUUUUGGCUGAAGUGUACUGUUGCUUUCUUUGCAUUAAUCCUGCAAGGCUGCAGCCAUGCUGCAGAAAGACUGCUGACAUGCCCAAUUGCAAUUAGCUUUCGUCUAGUAUAAACAUCAGUUUCACUCUUAACUAUGGUGAAGACUUUAAAACUUACCAGGCAGUUUUUUACUUUUAGGGGCCACUUCACAGGACUGCACUUUUGAACAGAAUGUGUGUAAUUACACGCAGGACCAGUCAGAUGAAUUUGAUUGGAGAUGGUUUAGUGGAAGAACAUCUUCCUCUGGUACUGGACCUACCUCAGAUCACACUUCAAAAACUAACACAAGUACGUAACAAUGUUUCAAAAAUAAAAACCAGCCACAGUGGAACUUCAAUUUAAUGGACCUCCAUAUAAUGAAGUCCUUAGUAUAAGGAACAAUUUUCUUCAGCCUGGCCAAAAUUGUAGUAAAAUGUAUCGAACAGAACCUUGAUUUAAUGAAAUCCUUGUUAUAUAAUACAAUCCACAAGUUGAAACAUCAAAUUUACCUCUAUACAAUGGAUAAAUGUCAGCAUGCGAUAAAAGAUGAAUGCCAAACAGACCAACAAGGAUAACAUUUAUGUGACUACAGUAGUGUUAAGUUGAGUUUGUAGUGCAGUAGCUACGUAUCCUCACUACUGAGGAACAGGGAACCCAAACGCUCUAUUUGCUAAUGAAAUAAUGAAAUAUAUUUACCCGUUCCUGUGUCUUUAUGAGUCAUUUUGGAAGGGAUUUGAAUCCGAUCAGAGACAUUUAAUAAAACACUCAAGUUUCAUCUCACAUUUCUAAUAUUGUCAUGUUAACUAUUAACUCUCGAUAUCCUUGGGAGAUGAUCUCGGGUUUCAAUUUAACGGCCACAAGAAGAGAAAAGAGACAAGGGAUGAAACUCUGUAGCAGUCUUCGUACCAUCUGUGACUCCACUUGACCUGACCAGUCUCACGCGUGGAAAUGCGCGAGGAAACUCGAUCCGAUGGCCGGCAGCCUUUGUCUGCAAUUUCUGCGACAUGCGAUGUAAAUGAAUAUCCUCUUCGUAAUAAUUUCAAUGUUGUUUUCUGGUGAGUCAAAUUAUAUUUUUUCCUCAGUUGCGUUCCAGAUACAAAACAAUUGAUAGAAUUAUUAUUAAAAUCAAAGCAACUUUUUACAAAGAGAUUGUUCAGUUUAUGAUUCUUGUUGCUAUUAUUGGAAAUAAAAGCAGUAAAUAUUUUUUCCUUAUCACCUAUAUCAAAUUGCUUUCUAACUUUAAAAAUUUAAAUUUCCACUCUAAUGGCCGCUCAAAGAUACUCCAAAACAGGUGUCGCAUAACUUUUAUCCCGCGUGAUUCAGCGUGGUAUGAUGAUCUGUUUUCCUUUUCCAACACAUCCAUGCAGCUGUCGAAUAAAACAAAAGAGACCGUUGUGAGAACAAUAGAACCAUCUUAACAAAACACACGUGUGAUCUUGCAAACUUACUUCUGGUCAAGUCGAGUAUAUAUAGUCACAGAUUGGACCAAAAGUAGCCUCUAAAAACAACGCAAAUCUAAGCAGGAGAACGGGCGUCAAAACAUAUGAAACCAACAACCCUGUAUAGUUGAACCUUUAAUUAAUUGAGGUGUGGGAUUCUAGCCGACUUUAUUCAUUACUGAACAGGGUAAUUACGCCUCAAAAUAAAAGUGCCCUCAUUUAAGUUUCAUCCCUUUGUUGUCUCUUUUCUCUUCUUGUGGCCGUUGGUGGAGAGUUAACAACAAUGUUAACCGUCUGUGAUCGGAUUCAAAUCCCUUCCAAAAUGAUUCAUAAAGGCAAAGGAACAAACGUAAAUACAUUUCAUUAUUUUAUUAGCAAAUACAGUGUUCGCGUUCCCUGUGGUACUUGUAGCCUCAGGGAUGUAGCUAAGGAAAAGCUAAGCAGGCUUUUAACCCUUGAAACCCUAAGAUCAAAAUAUGAAUCCUUAUUUGUUGCCCCUAUUCAUUUCAAGGCUGUGCUCUAGCAGAGCCUGGUGGCUCGUGGCGCCUAUAACUGUUGUUCUUGGGCGACUAGAAAAUCUUAACUUUUUCGUAGAAAUCAUAUACUGGGCACACUGGAUUUCACAAGUUCAGAGCACUGGUAGUCUGCUACACAGCUGUUUUUAGUGUUGUCGUUAGUGGGGAGGAGUGUUGUGUGACGACACUAAAAACGGCUGUGUAGCAGACUAGAGCACUGGGCUCCCUUCAAUUUUUCUCAGAGCACAGCCUUGCAUUUCCUACAGUAGUUUUGGGGAGAAGUUGAUAAAAUAUCAAGCAAAUUCAUCUUGGGUAAUCAUGUCCGUAAUUCUCAUGACAACUCUGUUUUACAAGGUAUUGAUACGACAUUACAAGGAGAAAUUUGAUGCUGAUCACUCUUAGGGGUUAAAGGGUUAACAGUACCAGUCAAGCUUGCUUUACCCCAACUGCUCCUUUACAAUUUCUCUGACUCUCUCGUGUUAAAAGGAAUUUGAGCUGGUGGUAGGCUUUUAUUCAGAUGGUUAAUUAAGCCAGCAAUCGACCAGUGACAUCCCUGUAACCUGAAACAUAGCUUGCAGUAUCAGCAGCCAAAAUUUCACAAGUCAGGACACUCUCCUUUCCAAAUGUGCACCUCUUUCUGACUUUUAGCAAUUUGCACCUUCAAUUGUUGGUCAGACUGCACCCUUGAUGAAUCAGUGAGCCCUGUAGUUACAUUGUAGGAACCUUAAACCCUUUAGGUCCUGAUAGCGACAGACAUCAAUUUUCUCCUCACAGACACAAUGUUUUUUUUAUAAUCAAGAGAAAAUGGUAUGAGAAGAAAUUAAAGUUAAAUUGCCAAAAGGAGGUUACAAAGAUCUUAACAGGUUAUCCAAACAUUUACCAUAUGAAAUGUUUGAGAAUACUUAUAAUGAAAUUAUUGUAAUUAUGUUGAGGACAGGAAUUCUUUUUCAUUUUUGUUCAGUCCAAGCCUACAUGAUUUUAUAGUCCUGUAUAAGCGGCCAAAAUUGACAUCUUGAAAAAAAAAGAAAAAAAGUAGGCGCCACCACAUGAAAGUAUACUUCUGAAUAGCUGGUUUCAUUCGAGUGGUCACACUCCAGUAUUUUGACCACUUUGUUGUCGUAGUGUCAAAAGUUACAUGUACAGUAUAUGCUUUUAUUGUGGUCUCUAUAUCUGACACUUUGAAUAAAAUGCCUUAAUAAAUAUUUUUUAUUUUCUUAUAGUUUAUACUGUUGGAGGCAAUUCCAUUGAUGGUGCAAAGUGUGUGUUUCCAUUUGUUUAUGGUGGAAGAACAUACAACAAUUGUACAGAUACUGCUCACUCCCUGCUGUGGUGUUCAACAACUAACAAUUACCCCAGAGAUAGAAAAUGGGGAAACUGUGUUCCAAACAGUAAGUUAUCAAUGCCUUCAAUAAGGGCUGGUAGCGGGCCAAAACUGCCCGCUAAUUAGCCAUCCUUAGCCGGCUACAUGUACUUUCUUCUCCUUCUACCAUACUGACAAAAAAGAAGCACAAUCAAAUAAAACUGUAAAGCAUCUGUUUCCCACUUUUGAAUGACAUUAAACGCAUAUUUAAACAGGUUUAGAUCUGUGAAACGUUCAAACCCUGCAAUGUCGUGGGACGCCUGGGACAUUUCAAUGGCAUUGUUCCCAAUCUUGUAUUUAUUCUGAAGAAACAACAUGGCAUCUGUGGUAGAAAAUGCCUCUUGAAAGCCCCUGGAAAUGAUAUUCUGCCUGAACAAAGUUGACUUAAUUGACUUGCCUUCAGUGUAAUCAGGGUAUGUGUACUGCUGUAUACGUGUCUUGUACAUGUAUAAUGUGAAAUAGAGAAGAGAGGUCGCUAUGCCAGGUUGCCAUGGCAGCAAGAUUUCUGGAUUGCAUCAAACUGAAAACGUCACUGAAAAAGUGAAUUCUCACAGCUGUUUCAAACUUCAUGAUCUUAAUCAAUUUCAUUUAAAGUGGCCAGAAUCUAUUUAUAAGGGUGUUGGUUAUGUUUUUUAAUCGCGUUUUUCAGCAGGAACGAUUAAAUCGAUUUCCAUGAUUUUUGGCAUCCAGCUAGCUUAAUCAAUAAUAGUUGAACUUUAAGAAAAUGUGCUUUAUUUUCUUUUAGGUUUAAAAACGUUUGAGAUAUCGGCAUAUGUUUAAAACCACAUUUUUACAUAAUGUGACAAUAACUUCGAAACCUAAGACAGAUUUUUCUCUAACUUCAGCAAAUAUAAGCCUCAGAGCACGCGAGUUUUAUAGCUGCAACUUUGAAGUCAGUUUUGACGUUAGAACUGCCUGACAGUGUACAAAUGCCAGAUCAAAUUUGUGUAGGUAAUAGCAUGAUUUGUAGUGACAGUAUUUGGCAUGAAUACCACGCGUAAUAUUUCGAAAUUGUCAUGCGUAAUUUCACGAGCCAUUGGGCGAGUGCAAUGGGAGACAAUUUCGAGAUAUCACAAGUAGUAUUUAUGCCAAAUAUCAUGUACAAAUCAUGCUAUUAUUUGUUUUUACUACUACCUGCAAAGGUUUUGUAAUUUUCACAUGUAGGUAUUUCAAAUUAAGCUGAAAUGCCACUGCACUAAGGCAAUCAAAUUGCAGAAAUUUCUCAUGUAGUAGUAUAAGGUAAUUUAUUCAAGCUUGAAGUUGUUAGAUUAGUGCGAUCACAUUUGCACAGGCAGUUUGUCAUUGGAAAUAUAAUGAAAAGAAUAAUUAAUAAGACUUGUCAUAUUUUUCUUCACCUUUAUCCCCAAGUGGCAAACUUCCCGUGCAAAUUUUAUGUGAAGUCUAAAAAGCUUGAAUAAUUACCAAAUACAAGGGCUUUCAGUGCAGCUGAAAAAAUUGGUUAAAUGGUUAGUUAGAAGUACUGGAGUUGUUGGCUUUAUUUCUCCCCAUAAUGGAAACCUGUGCGGAUGCUAAAAACUCUUGAGACUUUUUCGUAGAUACUAUAUUUUGCCUUGUUAAGAUAAGUUUCGAAAAGAGGGGGACAAAUACAAAGUAAGUUUGAUGAAUGGAAGUUCUUCCAUAUUGCCCCGCAUUUAGCAUAGAGUUGUUCUUCUUGUAUUGCGAACUGUAUUCAUUGUAGGUUUCUGAUUUCUCAGUUUCUUGCAACUGAAGCUUUGGGCAAGGAUACUCUUGGAGAUAGGAGAUUAGUCCAUUGGCAGUUUUCCUCUAUUUGUGGGUCAACUUUCACAAAUGUGUUAACAUUGCAUUUUCAGACUUAAUUUGACCAGGUAUUUGUGCAGCCAGUUCUAUGGUCACCAUUGACUUCAAACUUGCAGAUAUAAAACUAGCUAAAACUAAUAAGCUCUGAGGCUUGUUUGCUGAAGUUAGAGAAAAAUCUGCCUUAGGGUUUCGAAGUUGUUGUCAUUUUUUGUAAAAAUGCAGCUUUAAACAUAUGCCUAUAAUAUAUGCCUAUAUUUUGUCAAACAUUUUUAUACCUACAAGAAAAUAAAUCACAUUUUUUUAAAGUUUAACUACUAUUCAUAAAAGAUGUCAAAAAUCAUCGAAAUCGGUUCAAUUGUUCCUGCCGAUAAAAACAAUUCCAAAACAUAACCAACACGCAUAUAAAUAGGUUCGGGCCACCUUAAUUUGGGAAAUUAAUGUUGGUCAAUAUUAUUAACAUUAUUGAUACAAUCAUGUAUGGCACACAUGGCCUUGAAGAGUUGAAUGCUGGGUCCACCUUUAUGGGAGGAAACUCCUCUCAUCACUUUCAACUAUAGCUUCUCAUGCAAAAUUACAUAAAGAUUACUUUGGUUAUUUUUUCUCUUGAAACACUUUUGUCUUCUUUUAUGACUUAGCUCACCUCAGUUACACUGUCUGGUUGUUUGAUUGACUGAUUUCCAUUUCAGGUGUUUAUCCUCUUGGUUGUUAUCAGACGAACUUUUUCAGAGAAACCAUAUUGAGAAGUAUCACAGGCUCUAAUGUCAUUCAGCAGUGUAUCAGUGCUGCUGCAGCCUCAAGACAGAAUUAUCAAGGAAUUGGUAUAAUGAAGGUUGUCUCCAACUAUAAUUGUUAUGCUGAUACUCAAGCAGAUCUUCGUUACAGCCAGUACAGUUCAAAGAAAUGUAGCUCAAGUUUGAAUGCUGCAAAUGAGAUAUGCUUUUAUUGUGGUCUCUAUAUCUGACACUUUGAAUAAAAUGCCUUAAUAAAUAUUUUUUAUUUUCUUAUAGUUUAUACUGUUGGAGGCAAUUCCAUUGAUGGUGCAAAGUGUGUGUUUCCAUUUGUUUAUGGUGGAAGAACAUACAACAAUUGUACAGAUACUGCUCACUCCCUGCUGUGGUGUUCAACAACUAACAAUUACCCCAGAGAUAGAAAAUGGGGAAACUGUGUUCCAAACAGUAAGUUAUCAAUGCCUUCAAUAAGGGCUGGUAGCGGGCCAAAACUGCCCGCUAAUUAGCCAUCCUUAGCCGGCUACAUGUACUUUCUUCUCCUUCUACCAUACUGACAAAAAAGAAGCACAAUCAAAUAAAACUGUAAAGCAUCUGUUUCCCACUUUUGAAUGACAUUAAACGCAUAUUUAAACAGGUUUAGAUCUGUGAAACGUUCAAACCCUACAAUGUCGUGGCACGCCUGGGACAUUUCAAUGGCAUUGUUCCCAAUCUUGUAUGUAUUCUGAAGAAACAACAUGGCAUCUGUGGUAGAAAAUGCCUCUUGAAAGCCCCUGGAAAUGCUAUUCUGCCUGAACAAAGUUGACUUAAUUGACUUGCCUUCAGUGUAAUCAGGGUAUGUGUACUGCUGUAUACGUGUCUUGUACAUGUAUAAUGUGAAAUAGAGAAGAGAGGUCGCUAUGCCAGGUUGCCAUGGCAGCAAGAUUUCUGGAUUGCAUCAAACUGAAAACGUCACUGAAAAAGUGAAUUCGCACAGCUGUUUCAAACUUCAUGAUUUUAAUCAAUUUCAUUUACAGUGGCCAGAAUCCAUUUAUAAGCGUGUUGGUUAUAAAUUUUAAUCGCGUUUUUCAGCAGGAACGAUUAAAUCGAUUUCCAUGAUUUUUGGCAUCCAGCUAGCUUAAUCAAUAAUAGUUGAACUUUAAGAAAAUGUGCUUUAUUUUCUUUUAGGUUUAAAAACGUUUGAGAUAUCGGCAUAUGUUUAAAACCACAUUUUUACAUAAUGUGACAAUAACUUCGAAACCUAAGACAGAUUUUUCUCUAACUUCAGCAAAUAUAAGCCUCAGAGCACGCGAGUUUUAUAGCUGCAACUUUGAAGUCAGUUUUGACGUUAGAACUGCCUGACAGUGUACAAAUGCCAGAUCAAAUUUGUGUAGGUAAUAGCAUGAUUUGUAGUGACAGUAUUUGGCAUGAAUACCACGCGUAAUAUUUCGAAAUUGUCAUGCGUAAUUUCACGAGCCAUUGGGCGAGUGCAAUGGGAGACAAUUUCGAGAUAUCACAAGUAGUAUUUAUGCCAAAUAUCAUGUACAAAUCAUGCUAUUAUUUGUUUUUACUACUACCUGCAAAGGUUUUGUAAUUUUCACAUGUAGGUAUUUCAAAUUAAGCUGAAAUGCCACUGCACUAAGGCAAUCAAAUUGCAGAAAUUUCUCAUGUAGUAGUAUAAGGUAAUUUAUUCAAGCUUGAAGUUGUUAGAUUAGUGCGAUCACAUUUGCACAGGCAGUUUGUCAUUGGAAAUAUAAUGAAAAGAAUAAUUAAUAAGACUUGUCAUAUUUUUCUUCACCUUUAUCCCCAAGUGGCAAACUUCCCGUGCAAAUUUUAUGUGAAGUCUAAAAAGCUUGAAUAAUUACCAAAUACAAGGGCUUUCAGUGCAGCUGAAAAAAUUGGUUAAAUGGUUAGUUAGAAGUACUGGAGUUGUUGGCUUUAUUUCUCCCCAUAAUGGAAACCUGUGCGGAUGCUAAAAACUCUUGAGACUUUUUCGUAGAUACUAUAUUUUGCCUUGUUAAGAUAAGUUUCGAAAAGAGGGGGACAAAUACAAAGUAAGUUUGAUGAAUGGAAGUUCUUCCAUAUUGNUGGUUGUUUGAUUGACUGAUUUCCAUUUCAGGUGUUUAUCCUCUUGGUUGUUAUCAGACGAACUUUUUCAGAGAAACCAUAUUGAGAAGUAUCACAGGCUCUAAUGUCAUUCAGCAGUGUAUCAGUGCUGCUGCAGCCUCAAGACAGAAUUAUCAAGGAAUUGGUAUAAUGAAGGUUGUCUCCAACUAUAAUUGUUAUGCUGAUACUCAAGCAGAUCUUCGUUACAGCCAGUACAGUUCAAAGAAAUGUAGCUCAAGUUUGAAUGCUGCAAAUGAGACAGUUGCAUUCUUGUUUACAGGUAUAACUAUACAUAAUUAACUCUUCCAUUGCAUUGUUAUACAUGUACUAAUAACAUAAGUACCCUAUUAUUACACAUAACAAUUAUGUAAUUGUAAUUUUUUGCUGUGUAUUACACAUACAACAAGUACAUAAUCAUUAUGUCCAAAAAAACUGUAUACUUUUGUUGUGCUACAUACUUUGUUUUUUCUCCUCUUUUCUUUACUUUUUAAAAUAACCCUUUUUCCAUUCAGUACCCUUAACUCACAAGGUGUACCCUGUAUUGCCAGGAAGCCUAUGGUGUAUAAGCCCCAGCUUCUAUAUAGGCUUUCUUGUCAUUACCACUUUAGACCAUUUGUAAAAUAAUUUAUUUAGAAUAGUGCUAUCAUCUUUAAUACAUUAUAAAUUUCAUGUACAUUGUUUAACAUGUAUUCUUAUUUGGUCAUUGGCAAAAUAAAUGAAUGAAUGAAUGAAUGUGUAAUAUAUCCCUCCUCUAUUCUGUGCCCUGUUGGGGGCUCAUGUUUUGAGAGUAUACGUCAUAGUUAAUUAAAGUGCAAUGGUUUGGAAACCCUGUGUGAUAUGUUUUUUUUAGCUUUUUUGGACCUGACCUUGCACAAUCUUCAAUAGCAUUCCUAUAAUUUUGAACUUACUGACCCAUAGAAACAUUGCAAAUUCAUUAGUGUACAUUACCAUACCCCCAAAAAAUGGAAAAAUAAAAUGAGAUAAAAAAUUAACUACAACAUAUACAUGUACAGGUGCAUGUUACUCUGUUAAAAAGAGUACAUAACUGACAAAGAAUAUUUUAACAUAAUUUACAAUAACUUACUGUUGUAGCAUGGUAAUUUAAAUGUGUUUUUGCUCAUAAAGUGCAUGUGUUUGUCUCUUUUAGGACGUUAUAUGUACAUCGAGGCUUCGUACCCAAGGCGGCCUGGGCAGGCUGCACGUCUUUUUAGUCCUUCAGUCACUGUAUCAGGAUCAAGUACAAAAUGCUUAGAGUUCUGGUAUCACAUGUAUGGUCCCCAUGUGGGGUCACUAAGUGUGUACACCAACACAACUACUGGUAUUCUGAGCACUGCAAUCUGGUCAAAAAAUGCAACACAAGGAAAUUUGUGGAAGUCAGCUGUUGUAGAAGUGCAAAUGAACCAAUCAUACAUGGUGAGGUUUGAGAUAGCAUUAUGCACUGCCAUCCUGCUGGGGCUUGAUUGACCGUGGGAAGGCCCCAGGUAUUUGCCCAAUGAUGUUCACAAAUCCUCUCCCUGACCAAAAAUGACACUUCUUCACUAAAAAGGAAACCAUUACCCCUCCCUUUAGCACAACAAAUGGUUCAGAUGAGGCCUCAGGUCACAAAGUGCGAAACCGAUUCAAUCUCCCCAUCUGGGGCUAAAAAUUAGCAGGAAAUGUCGGCAUCAACUUCAGGGACAGGGCCAAUAUUGUACCAC
Messenger RNA from Porites evermanni, 19020 nucleotides. The record is from the annotation of a GenBank genome assembly. NCBI's taxonomy places the organism in Eukaryota, Metazoa, Cnidaria, Anthozoa, Scleractinia, Poritidae.